Messenger RNA from Cyphellophora attinorum, 5751 nucleotides. RefSeq lists its product as uncharacterized. Lineage: Eukaryota; Fungi; Ascomycota; Eurotiomycetes; Chaetothyriales; Cyphellophoraceae. Bases 1 to 5751 code for a protein of 1916 amino acids. Gene Ontology annotation, cellular component: Set3 complex. Gene Ontology annotation, biological process: regulation of transcription by RNA polymerase II. The transcript is spliced from 3 exons. The record is from RefSeq and is a predicted model, not a curated record.
AUGUCCCGGUAUGCACCUCCUGGAAGGGAUCGAUCUCCUCCACGCUAUGACCGACGGCCUUCGUACCAAGUAGGAGGGUCUUCGUAUCGCGGUACCGGCGAUCCGCAAACACAAAACGACCGAGACCCGCCAAGAGGACCUCGUGCGGACAACUUUCGUGGCGGCGGAUAUCCGUACAACCCUGCUGGUAGAGGUCGCGGCGCUGGUACAUUUCCUCCCCGUCCAGGCGAUGCAUGGAGGGAACCAGAUCGCGAUCGCGAUGCUCGACCGUCUCAAUCAUACCGCAGUCGUGAUGACGACUGGCCACGAAGAGAUAGAGACCCUCCCCGUGAGCGACCACCAGAGCGGCCACCACUCACAAAUAGAGACACUGGCAGACACUUUCCAAACUUCGACCGCGACCGCUCUGCCUCACCACUGCGCGGGCGACGCAGUUCUCGAGAAUCAAUACCGCCGCUGUCGACUCGACCAAGUGACACUGGCAGCUCUUUCAGAGGUGGCCUUGCUCGAGGUAGAGGGAGAGGUGAUUGGGACAGACAGAGAGAUCGUGCGUCGUUCGUGAGCGAUAGAGAUCGCGAUCUCUUCGGCAACCGCAGUCCGUCCAGGGAUAGCAAUUGGCGAGACCGAGACAUAGAUCGUGGUCGGGCUGUGGGUCCUGACCAAGACCGCAAUGAUCGAUAUCCCGUUCGCGAACGAAGUCGAGAGCGACGAGAUCACGACAUCUGGCAGCGCGACAAUUCGCCUGGACGACCACUCGGCGCUGGACCUGCUCGAAUACCCAGCCCUGCCGGCUCUGUGGGCCAUCAUGUCUCAGCGGUCGAAAGACCUCCGAAAGCCGAAUAUGACCUGACACGGCGCACCUCGGUCGCUGCAACGCCCGGCACAGCUAUACGAGAAGGGCGACGUGACAACGAUGCUGACUACUUCCAGCGCGGGGAGCCUCGGAGGGAAUCGUCGUACUCAAGUCUGCAUCAGCCUCCCGUCGCGCAAACAUCGGCGACAGCUGGUCUGGAUUAUGGGCCGCCGCCCUCUGCUCCUGUUGCCACUCCAACUGAGAAGCUACCUCCGCCACGAACGCAAUCUACUAAAUCGAUCUCGCCCUCAGUUGCAUCGGCGCCCUUCCAGCCACCCAGUGGGCCAAAAGCUGACCGUGCUCCGUCAGGCUCAAUGCCAAAGCCAAGUCAGCCGACCGAAGCGCUCAGGACCGACCAACAACAGCCGAGACCAUCGUUGGCCUUCGGCCCAGCGCCUACUUCGAAAGCUCCGACUGAGCUCUUCCCCAAGAAAUUAGAACAGAAGUCGGACGUUAAGCCCGUCGCUUCUGCUCCUACACUGCCACCAAAUAUUCCGUCUGGGCCAAGAUCAUCCUCAUUUGGUUCAACUUUCCGUGGUAGACCUCCCAUUUCGGAUAUACCAACGGGACCACGCACCCGAGAUGGCCGAGAUGGCAGAGAAGGUAGCUGGCAAGCAGGACUGCCUAACAAUUCUAGCCGAUCAUGGGUCUCUCCAGAAUACAGCCGCGCGAAGCCGUCCAUCAUGAGUCCUAUUGGCCGUGGACCUGUACAACCUCCAACAGGGCCGAGAUCGCAGUCCAACCUGCCACCAUACGGUGACAAAGCUCGACCGCAGCCACCCUCUAUCAUGAAUAGCGCCAACUCCAUGUUGUCCACCAAACCUACACUUCUUGGCAAUCUUCGAGCCUCAGAUAAUGCUCCCAGCACGACCGGUAGCACGACAGAAGAUGUUGAUAUGUCACUACCAGUAUCAAGCGAUGACGAACCGGAAGAGGAUGAGUUUGACGAGGACGAAUAUGCUGCUUCUGAAGCCCAGCAUCAGCGGAACAUCAAAGCAAAAGAAGCUGGAAAACCGCCAUCGUUCCUCCUUGACUCGGUCAUACGCGGACACCUCAUCCGUCUGCAAUUCCUGAACAUGAUAGCGAACGAUCUGGUGCCCCAAUUCCCGCGAGCAGAGAACAUCACGGAACCAACUCAAGUGGUUACCUCAAAGUCGCAACUUGGUCUGCCAUCACCUGAAGAACAAUCGGAGGAUGAUGACAAGGCUGGAGCACAGGAAAAGGUACCUCACGGCAGGUUUCUGCGCGAUCCGCCAAUUAAUCCUAUUCCCACGCCGCCAAUCGAGAAUCUGCCCUAUCUUCAGAAGAAAAUUACAGAGCCGUUUGUGUUUGACGAAUCCGAUGAUGACAUGCAGCAGGAAGUUGUGACCAUGCUCGUCCGCCAAGAGUUCGAACGAUCCGCCUUCGACCGUCAGGCAGAUCUGCAACAGAUGCACGAAGAGUAUCGCCGCCGUCAUGCUUUCUGGAAAGACGACAUCAGCUAUUUGGAUCGUUCAAAUCGCGACAUGCACAUGACACCCGCACCUGCAUCUCCAGCUCCCUCUGCAGCACCUUCUGUUACACCAUUGAUCAGCCAUGAGCGUACACGAGGCGGUCGCAAUACAACAGAGGCCGAUUUGCAAGCUGCCAUUGCGUUAUCCGAGCAGACUAUGAAGGAGGAAGAAGAGCGCAGAGAACGCGAGGCCCAGGAAAGCGCUGUUCCGAACUAUGAUCACGAAGCUGUAGUGCUCCCAAUGUUGAGUAAGGACGAUGCCCGUCUGGAGGAAUUCCUUGACACCAGUGGCAUCAUCACUCCGCAGAUAUCCCUGGACCUACUACGAUACGAUCCGCCGGAGGAUGACUUCACCGACGAAGAGCAGCUUGCCUUUACCCAAGCAUACUGUCAGACUCCGAAGAAAUGGGGAAAGAUGGCUGAGAGUCUGCCCGGCCGGGAUUUCAAGCAGUGCAUAAGCCACUACUAUCUCACAAAAGGAGAAGCCAAGUACAAAGAGAUCUGGCGCCGGGCGCAGCCAAAGCGAAAGAGAGGCCGAAUUCCUGCAACGAAGCCACGGUCCACGGCGUUGAUGUCGGAGCUUACAUAUCGUGAUGGGGAAGAAGGUGUCGUUGCGGUGACGGAUACUGGGAGACCGCGACGAGCUGCUGCUCCUACAUUUGGAGACAAUGGCACCGAAGCAGACGUGGCUGCGGCAUCACAACCAGCAAAGCGCCUCGCUGUCGCCAAAGAUGCUGCAAGUGACGCCACACCCACGAAAGCAGUACGGAAAGGCAAGGCAGGUACCGCCACGAAGACUCGACGCACCAAGGCCCAGAUGCUGGAAGACAAGGCUAAUGCUCAAUUGGCAGCAGCUGGUCAAGGUGUCGGGCAAAUUCCAAUGGAGAGUUUGGAGAAGUCCUCACCAAAAGUCAUCGCUUCUGGAAGAGAGCGCGCUCGCACACUAUUGCGUGCUGAGGAAUUCAUCCACCCUAUUCUGCCCGUGGGUAAGCCGAUUGAUCUUGACCAGCCGCAGUAUGCUGGUCUAGACGACAAGAAUGCUCUGGCUCUUGCAGCGCAGGCAACAAAUCAGCCGACAAGCUACUGGUCUGUUCCUGAGCAACAAAAGUUUCCGCAGCUCGUCGCGUACUUUGGUCGUGACUUUGCAGCAAUUGCCGACUUCAUGAAGACGAAGACGUCUACAAUGAUCAAGAAUCAUUACAAUCGGCAGUUGGUGGACAGACCCGACCUCGAGGUUAUGGCAAAGGAGGCUGAAGCCAAGCGUUCUGGUGGCCAGACGAUCGGCAGGCCUCCAAGUCCCGCAGUUCAGACGAAACGUCGCUACGAAGCAACUCCUUCCAUUGCUUCCGGUGCUCAGAUGGGACGACCGUUGCUCGAUCAGCAGCCUCUCGAAGCAGAUUAUCCACCCCUAGCCACAAAGCAAGGCUAUACGGACGACUUUCCGUCAAAUGCUGUCUCACGCAAUUUCUCUGGAGAUCUCGUGGCGAAAGCGAAAGCCGAAGCUCCUCUCCAUCAGCCGAAGCAGGAGGAACUGCGCCGUCCAGAGCUGCUCUCCAAACCAGCCGCCGGCUUGGGACCGAGGAUGGGCUUCUUCAGAGAAGACGGUCCACUAUUUGGCGGGCCGCGCCAGAUUGGUUCUCGAGAUAGUUCGCCUCAUCAGCAUCCUUUACGGCCUGGAGAGAAUCGCUUCGGCGAUAUUGGUCACCGUCUGCCCGCCGGCUCGCCUAGGCAACUAAAUCUUGGCCCGCCACGAGAUAUUGCACCCAUGUCUAGCCUUGCGGCAGCCCAGAAUCCUAUCUCCAGCACCGGUCUGAACAGCAAUCCCUACGGUGCACAAGCAGGGAUUGCGCAAGUACGCAACAGCAACGCAGCCAGCCAGAACCAGGCAGCUCCCGAACAGGUCAGGAACCUGCCUUCUUCGAGACCAGGCGAUCAAUUACCACGGUACUCAUUGGCACCUCAGCAUCAGAUCGCUGCACACCCAACGUCGGCGUCAAAUAGCCGUUCAAUGGCAUUUGGUCCAAGUGGUACACCGGCUGCAGAACCAGCUAAGCCGCCUGUUGCCAAACGAUCCGAUAUCAUGAGUCUUCUUAACGAUGACCCGCCUGAGCCAUCACCUGUCAAUCGUCCUUCCAGCGCUUCUCAAAAUCGUGGAUCGAUACUGUCACCUCAAAUUUUGCCUCAUGCUGGUUCCGCAUAUGAUCCCAGCAGAGGUGCUCUACGCCUGGACGGCAGUUCUGUCGAUAUUGAUCGAAAGAGAACACCUCUUGGUCUUGCGCCGCAUCCCCUAAGAGAGCAGCAGCAGCAAGGCUAUGGCUCAGGUCAAGGAUCAAGCCAGCACGAAGCUUGGCUAAACAACUUGGACCCACGAACACAGGGCGCUCUGGGUGAUCAGCGCAGCCUCCAUCAAUCGCCAAGGAUUACUCCCUAUUCCGUCGUACCACCAAUGUCUGGAUCGAGCAAUCUUCGUAUGGAGUCUUCUUCCCGCCCGGCUGAGCCACAAGCCAACGACCACCGCCGCACGUUCCUUGGACAAUUGUCGCAUCCGGGCUCCAUUCCUUCUCCGCCACCAUCUCAGACGCCUGCAUACCGGUCUCUGUCAGCAUCGAGCCAGCACCCUCACUCUCGCGUCGGCUCUGGCGUGUUUCCAGAGCCUCGGCCCAACCCUGGGCAGGCGCCCCAGGUAGGGCAGUCAUCUAAUCUGCCUCCAAGCCAUCCUCAUUCCGCAGCUUCGACGCCUGUGUCAAGCAUGCAUCGUGGGCGAUCAUCAAUCGACUAUGGUCGCGGACAGCCUCUUCAGCAGCAGUUGCACAUGCAACGUGGUGAUCCGGCGGCCACGUUCCGAGAGCAGGAAAAAGAGCGGGAGCAACUAAUGAAAGAGCGAGAAUUUGAGUUGAUGCAGCAGCAGCGGGAGGCCCGAGCCCGGGAGGAGGAAGCAAUAGCAAGAGAGCGCCUUGAACGAGACAGAUUCGGACUUGCAGAUCGGGAUUCAUUCGGUUUCAGACGACCUUUGGGCGCAGGCUAUGGCCCACCGCCGCCUCGAGAGGCCGAUAUCAAUCCACACGGCCACGGAGCUCAACAUGCUGGCCAAUCACAGCAACAUACCCAGCAAGGUCAGCCACCGAUCCUUCAGCGACCAGCAGGCUAUCCCCACGACCCGCUGCAGCGAAGCUAUACUCCUCAACCACCAGCCCAUCACAACCAGCAGCAGCCACCACCCGGACCCUAUGGCCAAGCUCAACCUCCUGGGCAUUCCUCCAGGCCAGGCUCGUUUCACCAUCACCAUGCUUCCCAGAGUGGGCUGAAGCCGAUUCAGCAGGGACAGCCACCUCCACCUGGGCAGAGCACUCAUCCUGCCUACGGCAUGAGUCAUUUUCGAUCUGCGAGUCAAGAUGAGAGACAUUGA